CUUAAUCAAUCCCGCAUCGCCACGUGUCCCCAUCCAAUAGCCCUCAUUUUAGCUCUCCGAGAACUUCCCCCAACUCCUCUCCACCGCAUAGCUCGCCGCCUUCUCCUUCUCUCCCCUUCCUCCUCCUCCGCCGGAGACACCCUCUCGCCGUCCGAUCUGUCUCCGUCUCCGUUUCCCGAACUCCUAUUCCCAAGGAACACUCUAAAUCUUGAACCCUUUUCUUUCCCGGGUUUUGCGCCGGGUAUGGAGGAUGGCGAGGCCAAGAGAAUGGCCGCCGCCUCCGCUGCUUCCGCCGCGUGCGACGCCGUAUGGGAUCGAGUGAUACCGUACAUUCAGGACCCGCGGGACAGGGCGUCGGUGUCUCUGGUGUGCAAGCGGUGGUACGACAUCGACGCCAUCACGCGCAAGCACGUGACGAUGGCGCUCUGCUACACCGCCACGCCGCGCCAGCUGUCGCGCCGCUUCCCCCACCUGGAGUCGCUCAAGCUCAAGGGAAAGCCACGCGCCGCCAUGUUCAACCUCAUCCCGGAAGAUUGGGGCGGCUACGUCACUCCCUGGGUCGAGGAAAUCGCGCGUUCUUUCCGGCAAUUGAAGUUUCUCCACUUCCGCAGGAUGAUUGUGGGAGAUUCCGAUCUGGAGAUUCUGGCCAGCUCCCGCGCUAGGGUUCUUCAGUCUCUCAAGCUCGACAAGUGCUCUGGAUUCUCCACUGAUGGUCUCUUGCAUAUCAGCCGUUCUUGCAGGAACCUAAGAACUUUGGUUCUUGAAGAGAGCACUAUAGUUGAGAAGGAUGGGGAGUGGCUUCAUGAGCUUGCUGUGAACAACAAAGUUCUUGAAAAUCUCAACUUUUACAUGGCAGAGCUUUCCAGAGUAUCACCUGAAGACAUUGAACUGAUAGCCAGGAACUGCCCAAACCUUGUAUCCAUGAAAAUCUGCGAAACCGACAUGUCUGCCCUUUUCGGUUUCUUUCGGGCAGCAACCUCCUUGGAAGAGUUUGCGGGUGGUGCGGUUAGCGAGCAACCGGACCUCAUUGGACCGUACACCGAUGUGAAGUUUCCUCGCGGACUUUGUUCUCUUGGGCUUACGUAUUUGGGCAAAAACGAACUGCCCAUUCUCUUUCCCAUCGCUUCCCGCCUCAAGAAGUUGGAUCUUCUUUAUGCAUUUCUUGACACAGAAGGGCACUGCUUCUUGCUGGAAAAAUGUGUCGUCUUGGAAGUCUUGGAGGCAAGGAAUGUAAUUGGAGACAGAGGAUUAGAAGUGGUGGGAAGGUGUUGCAAGAGGUUAAAGAGGCUGAGGAUCGAGCGAGGAGCCGACGAACACGGAAUGGAAGACGAAGAAGGGUCGGUGACUCAGAGAGGACUCAUUGCAUUAUCCAAAGGCUGCCCGCAACUCGAAUACUUGGCCGUAUAUGUCUCGGAUAUUACGAACCAAGCGUUGGAUUCCAUUGGGUAUCACUUGAAACGCCUCUCCGAUUUCCGGUUGGUUCUUUUGGAUCGCGAAGAGAGGAUCACGGACCUCCCGCUCGACAGUGGGGUCCGCUCGCUCUUGAGGGGUUGCUGUUUGCUUAGGAGGUUCGCUCUGUAUCUCCGGGCAGGCGGGCUGACCGACGAGGGGCUGAGGUAUGUGGGCCAGUACAGCCCAAACGUGAGGUGGAUGCUGCUCGGGUACAUCGGGGAGACGGACGACGGGCUUCUGGAGCUCUCCAACGGGUGCCCGGCGCUACAGAAGCUCGAAGUGAGGGGAUGCUUCUUUAGUGAACGGGCGCUCGCUAUGGCGUCCUUGAGGAUGAGGUCUCUGAGGUACUUGUGGGUCCAAGGGUUUCGCUCGUCCCAAACCGGGCAGGAUUUGUUGCUCAUGGCCCGCCCGUUUUGGAACAUUGAGGUCAUCCCCGCCCGACGGGUCGCUUCCACAGGCAACAAUGGGGAGACCGUGGUCGCCGACCAUCCUGCCCACAUACUCGCGUAUUACUCGCUUGCCGGACGGAGGACGGAUUUCCCGGACACUGUCCGUUGUCUUGACACCAACAACACUGGUUAUGGAUUUGUGUGAAUAUUAAUAUUACUUAGUAUUGUGAAGUCUUUUUUUUCUUCAAAGAAAGGGAUUUUCCACAGUUGUGUUUGCCACAAAUACCACUUUUGAAAUGUGUAAUCCAUUUUGAAGGGGAAAAGAAAUAAAAAAAAAGAACAGUUCCUUGCUCUUUUUAUGUGGUUUUUCUUAGGUGCUGUUUGGUAAGACAUAAUGAAAUGCAUCUGUUUUG
Messenger RNA from Cuscuta campestris, 2254 nucleotides. NCBI's taxonomy places the organism in Eukaryota, Viridiplantae, Streptophyta, Magnoliopsida, Solanales, Convolvulaceae. The record is from the annotation of a GenBank genome assembly.